Molecule: messenger RNA, 2904 nt
Organism: Vitis riparia (riverbank grape)
Lineage: Eukaryota; Viridiplantae; Streptophyta; Magnoliopsida; Vitales; Vitaceae
Product: histone-lysine N-methyltransferase, H3 lysine-9 specific SUVH5-like
Exons: 3
Coding region: 115-2703 (862 amino acids)
Cellular component (GO): nucleus
Molecular function (GO): histone methyltransferase activity; zinc ion binding; protein binding
Source: RefSeq, a predicted model, not a curated record
CCCUCCCUCCCUCUCUCCCUAUCUCUCAAAAUCCUCUGAAGAACAUUUAUUUUGGCUGCUAAGCAAAUGUAGGAAAGUUGAAGACGUUCAAAUCUUGGCUCAGAACCAUCUACAAUGGUUUUAUCAACUUCCGAAACUUCCCCUAUGAAGACACACAAAAAAAGGCCAUUUGAAAACCAUGCCCAUCAUCAGUAUCGAAGUUUUCCUCCGAACUUCAACCGUCCAAGGGUUGAUGCUGUUCGGGAUUGGCCAAGAGGGUGUGGAAAAUUCAUCUCUCUAACUGACUCAAAAGUAAUUGGGGACAACAUUGCCGUUGGGACUGCUGGAAACUUUCAAGCUCCUGUUGAGCAUAGUAUUCAGAGUAGCUUCAGUUCCACAAUUGAUGCUGAGGUCAGAAGGCAUGAAGUUCCUAGAAGUUAUCCUCCCAAAGAAGUCUUGAAAAGCUAUUCUAUUGUUAGGGAUUUUCCAGAAGGUUUAAAAUCUGCCUUUUCCUCUGCUAACAAUAUUUCCCCUAGUGAGAAGUUCAGUGCAGAACCCAGGCCUGUAGAAGUUAUGGCAACAUGUACUCAAUCUCCUGGUCAGGAAAUGCAGGAUGAGAGUGCUUACAAUGGUGCCUUAGCAAGGAGGUCUUAUGAAGGAAGCAAUGAAGUUUGGAAUAGCUUUGGAGGAGAAGUUGGUGAAACGUCUGGUUUUGUGGGAAAAUGGGCUGGUGAUGCAAAAGAAGUCUGCAUUUUGCUUGGACAGGAAAUUCAGGAUGGGGAUUCUUUUGGAAGUGCCUUAAAAACGAGUGCUUGCAAAGAAACUGGAAAUGAAGUUCGGAAUGACUGUAGCAGAGAUUUUGAAACAUAUGGAGUUGAGGGCAAAUGGGGUGUUGAUGCAAAAGAGAUUUGUACUUCACUUGGACAGGAAAUACAGGGUGGGGAAGCUUGCAAUCGUACCUUAGAAAGGAGUCCUUGGGAAGCAACUGUCAAUGAAGUUCAGAAUAGUUCCAGAGAUGGUGAGACAUCUGGUUUUAUGGUUAGACGGGAUGAUGAUACAAAAGAAAUCAGCAUUCACCCCCAAUCAGAGAGGAAAUUGUCUGAAUUGGAUCCUUGGUGCCAGACAGUUGGAAAUAAAGAUGAUCGAGGCAAAAAUGUGUUGAGAAAUUCUGGGAAGGAAAUUGAAAUAUGCAGCAAGGACCACCAGGCAAUAGGUAACAACAGUAGAGUACAGGGGGCUCUAAAUCUAUUCCAAGAGUUAUUGGAAAAGCUCAGACGUGAAGCAAUUCUAACAGGGAAAAAAAAUGUUCUUAGAAAGCUUCCUGUGACAGCAGCAAUGACUCUCAAGAGGCAACAAAAGUGGGUUAACACAACUAAGCAACUAGGUCAUGUUUCUGGUAUUGAAGUUGGUGAUACAUUUUGUUAUAGGGUUGAAUUGGCUAUUAUUGGCCUUCAUAGUCAUUUUCAGAAUGGUAUAGAUUACAUGGAGAAGGAUGGAAAAGUAUUGGCCAUUAGUGUUGUUGAUUCUGGCCGUUAUGCCAAUGACAAAGAAUCCUCUGAUGUCUUGAUAUAUUUGGGUCAAGGUGGAAAUCCAAUGGUUGGAUAUAAUAAGCAGCCUGAAGACCAGAAACUUGAACGAGGAAACCUUGCACUGAAGAAUAGCAUGGAUGCUAAAACUCCUGUAAGGGUUACCCGAGGUUUUCAAGCUAUGAAAGUGACUUCCAACGGCUACACUUAUGAUGGUCUGUAUUUUGUGGACAAGUAUUGGCAGGAAAGAGGUCAAUUUGGUAAACUUGUUUUUAAAUUCCAACUGAAAAGAAUUACAGGAGAACCAAAGUUUGAUCAAAGAGAAUUGAAUCAGUCAAAAGAUUCAGAAGUACGCUGGAAAACUAUUUUCAAUGAUAUUUCUCAUGGCAGAAAAUUGAAGAAGUCAAAAAAAUCAGAAGCAUGCAGGAAAAAUAUCUUAAACAAUAUUUCUUUGGGGAAAGAGGAGAGGCCUAUCCAUGUGGUGAACACAAUUGAUUAUGAGAAACCUCAACCCUUCACUUACAUUGCCCGCAUGGCAUAUUUAGAGAGUUCUAAGUGGUCCAUUCCAAGUGGUUGUGAUUGCACCGAGGGAUGCUCAGAUUCUGUGAAAUGUGCUUGUGUCCUCAAGAAUGGAGGAGAGAUCCCAUUUAACUGCCAUGGGGCUAUUAUUGAGACAAAGCCCUGGGUUUAUGAGUGUGGUCCUUUGUGCAAGUGCCCUCCUUCUUGUAACAAUAGAGUCAGCCAAAAUGGUAUCAGAUUCUCAUUGGAGGUUUUCAAGACCAAAUCAACAGGAUGGGGUGUUAGGUCUCGAAAUUAUAUUUCAUCUGGAAGUUUUAUAUGCGAGUAUGCAGGGGAGCUAAUUCAAGACAAGGAAGCCAAACGAAGGACUGCUAACGAUGAGUAUUUGUUUGAUUUAGAUAAUGGGGCCUUUGCCAUUGAUGCAGCCAAGUUUGGGAAUGUGGGAAGAUUUAUCAACCAUAGUUGUUCACCCAACCUUUUUGCCCAAAAAGUCCUUUAUGAUCAUGACGACAAAAGACUGCCUCAUAUAAUGCUAUUUGCUACCAAGAACAUACCACCCAUGCGAGAAUUAACAUAUCAUUACAAUUAUAUGGUGGGCCAGGUUCUUGAUAUUAAUGGCCAAAUCAAGACAAAAAGGUGUUACUGUGGUUCUCAAGAGUGCAAAGGCAGGAUGUACUGAGGGAGUUUCAUUCUAGAAAUGAGCAGCUAUGGUUGGUAAGGCAGUUCUCUUUGCUCUUCUUACAGUUUACUCUGUUUGUGGAAUUGUUUUAGAUUAGUGUGCAACAUGUUUCAGGUUCCCUAGCUCAGUUGUAAAGAUACCAAAGUUACUUCAACAAUUUAAAACUUAACUAAGAGUCUAAUCAAUAUGGCAGUUCUUAAA